This is a messenger RNA of Prunus persica (peach), 3611 nucleotides long. RefSeq lists its product as uncharacterized. The transcript has 9 exons. Gene Ontology annotation, biological process: maturation of 5.8S rRNA; maturation of LSU-rRNA. Lineage: Eukaryota; Viridiplantae; Streptophyta; Magnoliopsida; Rosales; Rosaceae. Gene Ontology annotation, cellular component: Las1 complex; preribosome, large subunit precursor. Gene Ontology annotation, molecular function: endonuclease activity. Bases 179 to 2050 code for a protein of 623 amino acids. The record is from RefSeq and is a predicted model, not a curated record.
UGCAUAGGUCCAAUUUGGUUUGAAAAUGGCACCCAAACAGACUCUGCCCACCCCUGCUUUCGAGCAUUGUAAGGAAAUUUCAAUACCUGUGGCUUAGCCGCCAAAACCAAACGACCACUCACUCUUCCUCUCUGGCAACAAGGGCUGCUAGAGCUAAAGCGAGUGGAAGCGUGUUCUGAUGGCGGCACUUUUAGGGUUUGUGGAAGAAUCAACAGAUUAUGUCCAACUUGGGAUAUCAACGUCGUCGUCAUCAUCCUACAGCUACAAAUUAGUGCCGUGGUUGAGCUGGGACGAGUGGCUCUUCGUCGACGAAUCUCUCUUUUCGAAUUCACCUAAUUCUGUGGCCUCCGCUUUAAGAAGAAUAUCAGCAUGGAGAAGCAGAGGAUGUCUUCCUGUUGUAGUUGAACUUACGUCAUCGAUUAUUGAAAUUCAGCAAAAAGAUCCUCACUUUAGAAAGGACCAGUCAAAUAAUGCUUUGGAUAAUUGCAGAGGGGAUCAAUCAAGUGAUGCUUCACUUUCAGACGAAAUGCUGGCCAUGUUAUAUUGUAUGGCAAUAAUGAGGCUUGUGAAUGGUGUUGUUGAGAAGACACGGAAGAAAACAGAGGUUUCCAUUGCUGUGGCUGCUGAUGCAAUUGGCAUCCCACGCACACUGAUUGAUAUUCGUCAUGAGGGAUCUCACCGUGAACUUCCUGCACUUGAGGUUGUACGUAGUGCUUCAGUUAAGGCCCUUGAUUGGUUGAAGUACUAUUACUGGGAGCCUCAGAAGAAAGCAAUUCCAUUUCAUGGCAAUGAAACUGCUGGCAUCAAAACUGAGAUAAUGUCGAAAUUCCAUGAAUUUGCCUUCUGCUUAAGAGUUAAGAACACUCCUCACUUGCGUUCUUCAAAAAUCAAAGAAAAACGUGGUUCUAAGAAAGACCUUACCAAGAUAUUAAAAAGCCUUGUAGGGUUGUAUUCUGCCUUCUCCUCGGAAGUUGUUUCUGUACUGUUGGAGUUCUUGUUGAAGGCUAUAAAUUCCUCAGAUUCCUCAGAGCUUCCAGUAAACACCCAAAAUAGCCCAAGCCUACAAAUUUCAUUGAAUGAGUGGAAGCUUGUGAUAACAAAAUUUUCAAAUAAGGAACCAGAGUUACUUCUGGCUCUUCUGAAUGCAGUUCUUGAUAUGAUUGAGAAUCAGGAAGCAGUGAUAUAUGAGACGGGUUGGGUUCGCACAUCAUCAGACCAUAGGGCAGAAACACUCCAAGUUGAACACCUCUCUUCUCUGUUUAAGUGGCUGGUCAAAAAAUUUGAAGGAUUAAAGCCUCAUUUUGAAAAAGAUUCUGUAGCUGAGAUCAAAGUUUCUUCAGGAGAAAAAACAAUAUCGAAAGCAAUUCUGAUGGAACUCCUACGUAAAUGUCUUGUUCUAUCAGCCUCUGCUAAUAACCAGCUCAUGGAUUCUGCCAUCGAUCUUGCUCAACUGACAGGGGACAACUACCUAUUGGGAAAACUGAACAAACUAUCUUCAUUAGUUUCAUCAAAUUCGGAUGUUACUGAAGAAGGUGAUUCUCUUAAACAUUCAAAUAAUGUAUUUAAGAAGAAAGACGAAUCUAUGAGUGAAGCAGCAAAGAAGCUAGAGAUGAUUAAAUGUCACAAAAUAAAGAAAAAAGUAGUGAAGAGAACAGAUGCUGAUGCCAGAAAUACUAACAGAUGGGUUCUGGCAAAAUCAUGGAACCCGUGUCCAAUUGGAAUGUUGCCUCGAGCUGUUGGGUUUUCUGGUUGCCUUCCUGUUCUGGACUUUAAUAUUGUCCCAGAAAAGGUUUCUCAAUUAAUAGGAAGAAAAGAGAACUGGGAAUUGAACCAGUGUAGUGGCAAGAGAGAAGCUAGUUCUGAUUUGCACCUACUAGACAACCAAUGUGUUAAGAAGUUGAGGGAAACAGAGGAUGGCUGUGUAUCAGACAGUGAGCAUGUUUCAUCCAUAGAAGAUGUCAGUGGCCAUCUCAUGAUAGAUGGGGUCUGGAAGAGAGUUGGGGAAGAAGAACUACUUGCCAUCAAGUCUGCUUUAAGGAUAUUAAUUUAGUCACUGAUUUAUUCAAAGCUACGGUAGAUGUGAUUUUGGAAGCUUUUGUGACCAUCUAUGCUGGCUUGCAGUAUGAGCUUCAAAUCUAAGUUACAGUGGUGAUAAAUUAGCCACUGAAGCAAUUUUGGUUUUUUCGUAGUGCACAUUGUGACUAUCUGGGUUAUAAAAGUUGUAACCAGAGUAACAUUAGUGUUGUAGGGUGAGAGGUAGAUCAAUGCAGGAAAGCUGGUGGAUUUUACUAUUUUCCAAAAGUUAAUCCUCUUUUUGAAAAUACCCUCUUGUAUUGAUUGAAAGAACUCAACUUAUGUGAUGUAUUGUGUUUUAUACAAUGAGAUGUUUAUUGGAAUUUAUAUCCUGGUUUCAUGAAAUAAAUUGUAGUUGAAGAUGACCUUUUAGUGUUUGGCAGGCUGCUAGAUGUCAGGACAUGGAUGACAUUGUAAGCUUAGCAUCUGCUGGUGUUUUGCUCGAUUCUAAGGAUUCUCAUAGCUGAACAGGUUAUAAUUUUCGUUGUUUAUAUGAAUUCAUCCCUGUUUUACAGUUUGAGCUUCUUUUUUUUCUUUUGUUGAUGAUCAAAUCUCCCUUUUUUUUUUUCUUCGGUUGAUUCCCUCUCCUCUCAUUCUAUCAUACUUUUUCAAUAUUAAUUCUUUUAACACAUUUGACAUGUGCUGGAAGUGGUAGAUAUUUUUCUUCUGGCUUAUGGUUUUCUCCUCUCUUAUUAAAAUGUGAAAUUUUCUAGUACUGGUUAAGGAAUUCAUUUGGACUAUUAAAGCAAUUAUAGAUUACGCAUGAGAUGACACUUUGUUGUACCAAAUUGUUCUCUCAACAUGCAUAGGUUUUAUUUGUUUGCUGCUUUCUUGUGCAUAGUCAGUUGUGAAUUUGUUGAAACUUGGACUGCAUCUCCUCAACCUCUUAUAGUAGUUGGUCUCAACAAGGUAGAUACCAGGACAACCAGAUAAUAAUUUGCCAUGAAUAUUGCUUAUUGAAAAUCUCAAAGAUAUUUAUCUAGUUGUCAAGUUUGAAAUUCAGUAGGUAAGGUCACUUUUAUGUGGUCUCAGAGGUUAAUGAUAUUGAUAUUUGAUCUGUGAAACUUGUGAACGGAGGUAGAUAGGUGUGGAGAUGCAGGGUCAUUUUGGAAGGAUAGAGAUCUGAAGAGAUCUGUGAUAAAACAGUCCACACCUGUAGUAAGUAGUAUAGACUUGCAGUUCUAUUUCCGCAUAACUGCUGCAGUUCCAAAUUUCAAAAGCAGAAUCAAAACUUCUUAAUUGAGGUUAGCGGUUGCGGUUCAGUUUGUAUGAAAUAACUUUGUUAAACUCUUAAUUGUAUUGUACUGAUUGGGUUCUUAACUGUACUUGAAUUCCAACCUUUAUUCCAUUGUAAAGUUGCACUAGAGUUUCGUCAACAAAAAAUUGUGGAGUUAUAGAGAAUUUUUUGUACCAAAAGUGAACUAUUUCACUUCACCUUUAUUCCUGGCUUUCAGGUUGGUUUUCAGAUGUUUUCAUCCUCUCCUUUGUAUACUCUUAUGGUGUUCUAAUAAAGCAUCUUUCCCAACCAAAAAAAAAAA